Penicillium lagena is the source of this 1716-nucleotide messenger RNA. RefSeq lists its product as uncharacterized. The transcript has 3 exons. NCBI's taxonomy places the organism in Eukaryota, Fungi, Ascomycota, Eurotiomycetes, Eurotiales, Aspergillaceae. The coding region runs from base 1 to 1716 and encodes 571 amino acids. Gene Ontology annotation, molecular function: oxidoreductase activity; FAD binding. The record is from RefSeq and is a predicted model, not a curated record.
AUGCAGACUCCAGGCGAUGAUUGUUGGCCAUCGGCCUUGAAGUGGAAGGCCCUCAACAGCACUGUUCAGGGACGUCUUAUAGCCAACGAGCCCCUUGCGAAGCCAUGCUAUGCCGGUGAUAUAGAGCGCUGUCAAGAGAUCAGCGCCAAUUACUUGGACUCUUUUACGCUAGAGAAAUCUCCGGUAGGAUAUCAGUAUUCCGCCAUCGACACUUGCGCUCCGUUGAACUCUUCCAAGCCACUAGCUGGAAAGCCAAUGUGCGACCUGGGAAAUUCACCAAUCUACAGUAUCAAUGCGACCGGACCUGCUCACGUUGCGGCGGGCAUCAAGUUUGCCAAGGAGAACAACGUGCGACUUGUGAUAAAGAACACGGGCCAUGAUGUUCGCUGGCGAUCCUCGGGAUACGGCAGCCUGUCUAUUUGGAUGAGAAACGUGAAACCACCACUCAAAUUCCAGAAGACAUAUACAUCACCCAACCAAUCAUGCGCGUGUGGUUGGACGGGAAGCGCAAUCACUAUCGGUGGUGGAUACAUUUGGAACGAUGUGUAUGAAUUUGCCGCAAAACAGGGGGUCAUUACCGUCGGUGGAGAUGAUAAGUCUGUGGGUGCUGUCGGAGGCUAUAUCCAGGCCGCUGGCCACGGCCCUGCUGCUCAUGCCUUCGGUCUAGCCACUGAUCAGGUGCUUGAAUAUCAGGUCGUGCUUGCAUCGGGCAAGCUAGUCACCGCAAACGCAUGUCAAAACCAGGACCUGUUCACUGCUCUCCGCGGCGGUGGCGGUGGCACGUUUGGCGUGGUGAUGUCUGCUACCAUCAAGGCGCACCCGACGCGCGCGGUUCUCCAGCACUCAUUGCAAAUCGUCUCUGAGACCAAGAACCAAAGCCGUUUGAUAGAUGCAGUUGCGGAAGUUGCCUCUAAAUUCCCCAUUAUAUCGGACGAAGGCUUUGCCGGCAACGGAGAAUUCGUGAAAAUUGGGAAUGUCUUUUCCUAUACCCAUAGUUUCGGGGCCUUACUCGAGAAAAACUCCUCCUCUGAGAUCGAGCAUGCCAAACAGACCAUGAACAAGGAAGUCGUGGAUACUCUGGGCAAAUACAACGGGACUGGACUAUACGUGAAGUCGCAGUUUCAACAAUACAACACUUUCCAAGACUUCUACGACAGCGGACGCCAUUAUGAGAGUGCUGCCAAGGGCAUUAUUCUGGUUUCGCGCUUUUUCGACAAGAAGUCACUGUUGAACCAAGACAAGAACCUGACUACCAUGUUUCACACUCUGUUCGGCAAACUCGAUUCCGGAAUUCAGCCUUCCGGAAUCUCACUUACCUUGGCCCUCAUCGGCGGUGGCGAAGUAUUGAAGCCCCAGCCUUAUACGUCCGUCAAUCCUGCAUGGCGCAAGACUUAUAUGAUCGCCGAACAAGUUGAAGCGGCCCCUCCUGCGAGUGGUAUGGAAGGAUUGAGAGAGGUCUGGGACCGUGCCACCAACAAGAAGCUAAAGGCGAUGAAGGCUAUUACUCCUGGCAUGGGAACUUACCUGAACGAGGCUGAUCCUUAUGACCCAGACUGGAAGGAGGCAUGGUAUGGAGAUCAAUGGGACGCUUUGAAAACCACCAAAGACAAGUACGACCCCGAAAAUGUCUUCUGGUGCUGGCGAUGCGUCGGAUCUGAGGGCUGGGAUGAAAUCAAGGGUCCUGCCCUCUGGGGACCAUUGUGUGAGACCAAAUGA